CUUGGGUUUACUUCCAUGGAAGAAAUGCACAGGAAGGUUAUAGAGGACCUCCAGCAGGAGCAUCAGAAGCAGGUAACCAACCUUCUGAAGGAGAAAGACCAGCUCCUGCAGGAAGAGACAGCUGCUACUAUGUCAGCGAUUGUAGCAAUGCGAAGAGCCCAUAAAAAGGAGCUGGAGAGGAGCAGACAAUUUCAGCAGAUCAGGGAGAGUGCAGACAUCAGUGAACUCCACCUGGAAUAUGAGAAGGAGAUCCAAUUAUUGCAGAGGGAGCUGGAGGUGUUGUCGGAUCAGCACACAAAGAAAUGCCUGGAAAACUCUGAGCUGAGCCAGGAGCUGCAGAAUGAGAGGGAAUCAGUAACACAGUGCAAGAAAGAAAACCAGGAACUCAAAGAGAUGCAGACGACUCUGAGGACACAGGAGGCAGAGAUGCAACAUCUAAAACAGGAAGCCCUCUCUCUCAGAGAGGAAUUGGCAAUUGCACAAAUGGACAAAGUUUAUGCAGAGAAUAAACUGAAGGCCCUCCAUACACAUAAUUACAGUGAAGCCAAGUUUGCCACAUGGACAAGCCGAGAUACUACAGGACAUCAUGCUGAUGACACUGUGACGAACAACCCUGCUACCAAAAAGAAAGAGAAAUCCUCCUUCUUGCGUCAAAUUCGGGGAUUCAGAUCAAAGAGUUUAAAAGAUGGACUUUCUACACAAGAAAGGAGGAAGUUGUUUGAGUCGUCAUGAUUUACUGGAGGUGAACCGACCUCACAGAUACGAUGCCUGAUUUUUAGACUUCUGUGAAUAAAGAG
Cyprinodon variegatus (sheepshead minnow) is the source of this 797-nucleotide messenger RNA. RefSeq names its product myosin phosphatase Rho-interacting protein-like. Lineage: Eukaryota; Metazoa; Chordata; Actinopteri; Cyprinodontiformes; Cyprinodontidae. Bases 16 to 732 code for a protein of 238 amino acids. Gene Ontology annotation, biological process: actin filament organization. Gene Ontology annotation, cellular component: actin cytoskeleton. The transcript is spliced from 7 exons. The record is from RefSeq and is a predicted model, not a curated record. Gene Ontology annotation, molecular function: actin filament binding.